Messenger RNA from Lottia gigantea (owl limpet), 1812 nucleotides. RefSeq lists its product as hypothetical. The record is from RefSeq and is a predicted model, not a curated record. The coding region runs from base 1 to 1812 and encodes 603 amino acids. NCBI's taxonomy places the organism in Eukaryota, Metazoa, Mollusca, Gastropoda, Lottiidae. Gene Ontology annotation, cellular component: chromosome; cytoplasm. Gene Ontology annotation, molecular function: nucleic acid binding; four-way junction helicase activity; 3'-5' DNA helicase activity. Gene Ontology annotation, biological process: double-strand break repair via homologous recombination. The transcript is spliced from 10 exons.
AUGGCUUCAUUAGCCCUGUCAUUUAGAGCAAAAGAGAAAAAUUGUUUCAGUCAAUCAUCUUAUCUCAUUGAAUUUGCCUUCUAUGCAUUUGCAGUUUACAAAGAAAAUCUGAAGGAGGUGAAGGAAGAAUUGAAUGAAGUAGGAAAAUUAAUAGAAGAUUUAUUAACCAGACAGUCAGAUUUAUUAGAGAAGAAAAAAUCCUUGGAGCAAAUUAUCCAAGAGCAUAAUGAAACCUCUAAAAAUGUUAACAGUGAUUGGUCUAAAGAAGAUUUCCCAUGGUCAGAAGAGUUAAACACUACAUUGAAAGAUGUAUUUAAAUUAGAUAAAUUAAGACCAAUGCAGCUACAGACAAUGAACAUAACAAUGGCAGGAAAAGAUUGUAUGUUGAUCAUGCCUACUGGAGGAGGAAAAAGUCUAUGUUUUCAACUUCCUGCUGUUUUAUCUAAAGGAAUAACACUAGUUGUUUCACCUUUGAUAUCUCUUAUGGAAGAUCAAUUGAUGGCUUUAAAGACCCUCGAUAUUGAUUCAACAACAUUCAAUUCUAAUACCAGUACAGCAGACGCUAAAACUAUUCAAACAGCCAUGACAGAUCCGAAUUCUACUCUAAAACUUUUAUAUGUCACUCCUGAAAAACUGGCUAAAAGUAAACGAUUUAUGAAUAAAUUAGAAAAAAUGUAUGAAAUGGGAAGAUUUAGUCGACUUGUUAUAGAUGAAGUACAUUGUUGUUCUCAAUGGGGUCAUGAUUUCCGUCCAGAUUUCAAGUUUUUAGGAAUUAUGAAAAGGCAAUUUCCAACAGUACCUAUAUUAGGUUUAACAGCAACUGCUACCCUGAAAGUUUUAGAUGAUGUUAAAAAUAUCCUCAAUAUACCUCAUUGUCAGUUAUUAAGGGCCUCGUUUAAUAGACCUAAUUUAUAUUAUGAGAUCCGAACUAAACCUUCAAGUUUCUCAGAUACAAUGACAGAGAUAAAGACAUUGAUACAAACCAGGUUCAGUGGGCAAUCAGGUAUUGUGUAUUGUUUUUCUAAAAAAGAUUGUGAAGAAGUAACCAUAGAUUUACAGAAGAAUGGUAUACCUACUGGAUGUUACCAUGCCAAUCUUACAGGACCUGAACGCAGUAGAGUACAUGAGAAAUGGAGCAAGGGAAAGAUUCUUGUUGUAGUAGCAACUAUAGCAUUUGGUAUGGGAAUAGAUAAACCUGAUGUAAGAUUUGUUAUACAUCAUUCUAUUAGUAAAUCUAUAGAGAAUCUAUAUCAAGAGAGUGGUCGAGCUGGUAGAGAUGAUAAGAAGUCAUGUUGUAUUGUAUAUUAUCGAUUGGCUGAUGUUUUUCGACAGAGUUGUAUGGUUUUUACAGAACAAACUGGUUUAAAAUGUCUAUAUGGUAUUUUAGCCUAUUGCCUUAAUGUCAAAAGAUGCAGAAGAUCAAUGAUAGCAGAACAUUUUGGUGAAUUAUGGGAUAGCAGUCAUUGUAAUGGAAUGUGUGAUCAUUGUGAUCCAAAUUCAGUUUGUAAGUAUUUUCCUCAAUCAAACAUGACCACACAUUGUCGAAACAUCUUACUAAUAUUACAACAAGCAGCAGAAACAGACCAGAAACUGACAGCAUUAAAAUUAAUAGACGCUUGGUUUGGUAAGGGUCCAGCAUCACUGCGUGUUUCAGAUAUUAAAGAGAAGAAUAUUACAGUAGAGAAAGCUGAAAAGAUCAUUGGUUUUAUGUUAUUAAAUGAUUAUUUGAAAGAAGAGUUCCAUUUUACUGCUUACACUACUAUAAGUUAUAUGAAACAUGGUAAGGCACGGCUCAAUUGUAGCAAAGAAUAG